AUGGAAAGCUACGCAACUGAAGCACCUGAGAUCGCGUCGGAUCCUGCAAAGUUUGAAAAGGAUUCUGGAUUUAGAUCCUUGGAAGCGGAAAGCGCGACUCAAGACCGAGUCGAUAGACAUGUCGUCGACUUUGACGGCCCCGAUGAUCCAGAGAACCCUCUCAAUUGGUCAAAUACGCGCAAAUGGUGCCUUGUGGGCCUGAUAUCCGCAAUGACCCUGGUCACGAACCUUGCAACUCUCAUGUGCGCACCCGCGGCCCCACUAAUAUUGCGGGAAUUCUCUUCCAACAAUCAACUCUAUCAGACACUCCUCGUGUCCAUCUGGGAGCUCGGCGAAGCAUUCGGACCCCUGUUCAUCGCGCCCUUAUCUGAAAUCUAUGGCAGAGCACCGGUAUACAAUGCCGUCAACAUCCUUUUCUGCAUCUUCUCAAUCGCUGGGGCCGUCAGUACUAACAUGCACAUGUUUAUUGCAUUUCGAUUUCUGAACGGCAUCACCGUGGGGGCCAUCGUUCUCAACCCCUGCAUUGUUGGAGACCUUUUCGUGACCGAGAGACGAGGCAAUGCCAUGGCUAUUGAGGGUAUAGCUCCACUGAUCGGGCCAGUCCUGGGCCCUGUAAUCGGAGGCUACGUAUCCCAAGCGAUCGGUUGGCGCUGGUUGUUCUGGUUGGCAGCUAUAUUCGCCGGCGUCACCGAGAUCGGGUUCCUCGCCUUCUUCCGUGAGACCUACAAGGUGCGGAUUUUGGAGAGGAAAGCUGCUCGACUGAGGAAAGUAACAGGUGACGAUUCUUACAGAUCCGUCCACCACGUUACGCACACAAUUAUGGGCUUUUUGACCGUCUCCGUCAUGCGGCCGGCGCGGAUGCUUUUUCUAUCCCCAGUCAUCUUCCUCUUAGGGCUCUACGUCGCCCUUGUCUAUGCCUACACGUACGUGCUGUUGACCACAAUGACCGAAGUCUUCGAGCAGAGAUACGGCUUCUCGACCGGCUCGGCCAGUCUCACCUUCCUAGGAUUAGGCAUCGGCCUCACCGCAGGCCUGCUCCUCUGCCAAGCGACCCUCGACCGCUACGUCUCCCGCGCGCAAACCCGCGGCGCCAUGACGCCCGAACAGCGCCUACCCCCCAUGAUCGCCGGCGGCCUCGUCAUCCCCGCCGCCCUGCUCUGGUACGGCUGGACGGUGCAGGCCCGCGCCCCCUGGACCGCCCCCGUCGUCGCGACGGCCACGCUCGGCUUCGGCGUCGCCGCCACCGUCCUCCCGGCCUUCAGCUACCUCGUCGACGCCUUCGGCCUCCACUCCGCCUCCGCCGUCGCCGCCACCAUCUGCCUCCGCUGCGUCGCCGGCGCCGCUUUCCCCUUGGUCGCCCCAAGCCUGUACGACCGGCUCGGCGUCGGCUGGGGCACGUCGGUGCUGGCGGUAGUCGCGCUCGUUUUCCUCCCCGUGCCGCUUUUGCUGAUGAGGUUCGGGGAGCGCGUAAGGUUGCGGUCGAGGCUUUUGGUCACGUAUUGA
This is a messenger RNA of Letharia lupina, 1503 nucleotides long. RefSeq lists its product as uncharacterized. Gene Ontology annotation, molecular function: transmembrane transporter activity. NCBI's taxonomy places the organism in Eukaryota, Fungi, Ascomycota, Lecanoromycetes, Lecanorales, Parmeliaceae. Gene Ontology annotation, biological process: transmembrane transport. Bases 1 to 1503 code for a protein of 500 amino acids. The transcript has 3 exons. The record is from RefSeq and is a predicted model, not a curated record.